AAUGGUUUAUUGAAGCUGAGUCUUUUCUAUUUUGAGUAUUUUGUUGAUAUAACCAAAAUUAUGGGUGGAGAUGAUUUGAGCUUCACAAGAUUGGUGUGUACUGCUUUGUUUGGUCUGUUAAUGUUAUUGCAAAUCAAGGAAACUUCUGCAUCAGCACCCUUUGUAAGCUCCAGUGUUUGUCGGUCUGAUCACUUGACCUACACAAAGCCUUAUCAACAAGGGAGUUUGUUCACAAUUAACGGGAACCCGGUGGAGAAAAUCCGCUUUUGCGAAGCCUUACGGUUUCACAAAGCCAAUGGUUGUAUCUUUGGGGAUUCUUUCAGUGAUGACUUCUGCACAGUUCACUAUCUACUAGGGAGAAGGUUUUUGGAAGAAAAAUCUGUUAAAGAUUCCAAAAAUAGUAAGCCUAAAUCUGAAUAUAGCCAUGUUAAAGUCAGCAUGGCAGGAAGCGGGUUUCUUCUCUUGUUUUGCGGGCUAUGUUGUCCUUGCUUCCAUAAGGAGAGGAAAGCAAAUAGUCAUGAAGUUCUACCUAAAGAAUCUAACUCAGUGCACCAAGUUUCCUCUUCUGAAAUGAGCCCUUCUUCUGAGAAGAUUCCGCCUAGUCCAUUCCGGGCACCACCAAGUCCGUCCCGUGUACCGCAAAGUCCAUCUAGAUAUGCUAUGUCCCCGAGGCCUAGUAGACUGGGACCCUUGAAUCUGUCCAUGAGUCAGAUUAAUGCAGCAACCAGCAAUUUCUCAGACACUCAUCAAAUCGGUGAAGGAGGCUUUGGGGUAGUCUAUAAAGGGUUUCUAGAUGAUGGCCAGGUGGUUGCCAUAAAACGAGCAAAAAAGGAACACUUUGAGAAUCUGCGAACGGAAUUCAAAAGUGAAGUUGACCUUUUGUCUAAAAUUGGCCACCGGAAUCUAGUGAAGCUUCUUGGUUAUGUUGAUAAAGGAGACGAGCGACUUAUCAUAACCGAGUAUGUCAGAAAUGGUACACUCCGCGAUCACUUGGAUGGUGCUCGUGGAACUAAACUUAAUUUCAAUCAGAGGUUGGAGAUUGUGAUUGAUGUCUGCCAUGGAUUGACCUAUCUCCAUUCUUAUGCAGAAAGACAGAUAAUCCACCGUGACAUAAAAUCCUCGAACAUUCUACUCACGGAUAGCAUGAGAGCCAAAGUGGCAGACUUCGGGUUUGCAAGAGGCGGCCGUCGUCCAGUGGAGGCCAAGCGACCUCAUGAUGAGAGGAUUACGGUUCGAUGGGCAUUCGACAAGUACAAUGAAGGGAGAGUGUUUGAACUGGUGGAUCCAAACGCGAGGGAACGAGUAGAUGAGAAGAUACUAAGAAAGAUGUUUAGUUUGGCAUUUCAAUGUGCUGCUCCUACCAAAAAAGAGCGGCCGGACAUGGAAGCUGUUGGGAAGCAGCUUUGGGCUAUAAGAUCAAGUUAUCUCAGGCGAUCAAUGGAAUGAAACAUAAUAAAUGAUUUUCACACGU
Molecule: messenger RNA, 1471 nt
Organism: Arabidopsis arenosa
Lineage: Eukaryota; Viridiplantae; Streptophyta; Magnoliopsida; Brassicales; Brassicaceae
Source: the annotation of a GenBank genome assembly